GAAACGUUAGCACGUCGCCCUUGCUAUCGCACAGAAUCACGGAUAAAUCAAACAUGGCGAUUCGGUCGCUGUUUACGGUCAAGUCGUACGGAACGUAGUUGUGAGACUAGGAAGGUCGUUGUGCAUGAGCUUGUGCUUUUAACGGUGAUGAGUACUUGUGCCACCGUAAAUCGACCGAUUUUAGUUAAUAUUACGAAUAUGGAGGAACAAAGCGCGAAGGAAACGGUGGAAAAAGCGUCGGACGGUAUCGAAGAUGGUGUACACGACGCGAAGGGUGUAAAAGAGGUCUCGACGCCUGCGGCGUCAUCGUUCCUCUCUUCGAGGCAAGUGUCGCGAUCUAGCGGCGAAAAUGCCGAUACAAAGGCUCGCCAUAACGGCAAAAACUGGCCUAAAUCUUUGAUUCGAAGAUGUGGUAAAUUUGAAAGCGGCAGUGGUAGUGGGGACCAGGAUGGUGGAACGCAAGAAGAUGGCUCAGACAUAGUUACAAAAAAAAGAAAGACUCGUAGAGGGAAACCUAAGCAUAAGAAAUUGAAACCAUAUCCAAAACAACAGCUGUCUUAUCAACAACGAGCACGUUGUAGAUCCAUUGGAAGACUUGCAAAAACGGGUAGGCAAAUCCGAGCACCUUAUAAUACAACGCAGUUUCUUAUGGAUGAUCAUAGUGACUUGCCUGAUCUUGAUCAAAAAUUAUCAAUAGCUGCAUCUUCAGAUUUUGGAGUUACUACUUUUCAGAAACCCCCAGCACCAUCUCGUACUAGAGAUUCCAGUUUCAGCAUUGACUCAGACGAAGACUACUUUUACUCUUCCCCAGAGGAUGAAGAAGAAUUUUUGACAAAAGAGUUUUCUAGUGCAUAUGAAGAUCUUCACGCAGAAAGACUGAGCACAUUGAGUAAAUCUGAAUUAAUACAAGAAUAUUUACAAUUAGAGGCCAAAGUAGACUUACUCACUAAAAGAUUACGUGGGAAGAAUAUCAGUCAGACAGAAGAUAAAGAGAUAGACAAUAAGAAUGGAAUAACUACUGAAUCUGAAGUAGCAAAAAAAUUAAAAAUCUGUCAGCAACAUAUUGAUGACUUAUUAAAGCAAAAUGAACAACUAAAAAGAGAAAAUGAAGCAUUGAGAGCACAAAGGCAUGGUAGUUCUGUCUCUAGUGUAGACAGUGAAAGCGAUAGUGAUAGUACAAGUAAUGGAAAUCGUAGUAUAUGCGGUUGUCCUCUCAGGAAUUCAGAAUAUUCUCCAGAACACGUAUCGUGUAAAUGUAGACAAGAGAACAGUGAUAAAGAUAGUAGCUCAGAGUGUAGUACUGACAGUAAGAGUGAUUGUUCCGAUAUUACUCGUAGUACGACUUCAACACCACCAAUUAUUGUUACAAAUGGACAUGUAGUUAUAAAUGAAAUCAAUGGCCUACCUACAUAAAUAUUUCAAAAACAUACCUGCGUUGCUGGUUUGUUUGUUGCUGAGACAGUCUACAUAUAAUAAUUCUAUGCAUCUAUAUUGACUGACAAGUUAUCUUUCUUCUAAUGCUGAUCGUUAAAUUUUAGACUUUUAUCUAACACAUUUUGGAUCUAUGAAUUACCUUCCUUUUAUUCUUUAAGACUGCCUCAUGUAUACAAUAUAUAUGUGUAAUAAUAUGUAAAAUACAUAAGUAAUUAUCAUUAUAACAGCGCAGUUUUGGUAUCUGCUUGCAUCAGA
Molecule: messenger RNA, 1689 nt
Organism: Vespa mandarinia (Asian giant hornet)
Lineage: Eukaryota; Metazoa; Arthropoda; Insecta; Hymenoptera; Vespidae
Biological process (GO): negative regulation of cyclin-dependent protein serine/threonine kinase activity; negative regulation of transcription by RNA polymerase II
Cellular component (GO): nucleoplasm; cytoplasm; nucleus
Molecular function (GO): 7SK snRNA binding; cyclin-dependent protein serine/threonine kinase inhibitor activity
Source: RefSeq, a predicted model, not a curated record